Spodoptera litura is the source of this 2389-nucleotide messenger RNA. RefSeq names its product juvenile hormone esterase. NCBI's taxonomy places the organism in Eukaryota, Metazoa, Arthropoda, Insecta, Lepidoptera, Noctuidae. The record is from RefSeq and is a predicted model, not a curated record.
GAUCUCAAUUCAUUUAAUUAAAUAUGGCAACAUUUUGAAGAAGCGCUAAUGAUAAGAAUAUUGUACCAUUCUUAUCACUUAUCACAAUAAAUGAUUGUUCGAGAUUUCAACUCACUUGUUAAUGGGUAUAUUUAUAGAAUAGAUCAUUUUAUCAUUCGUCAGUAGAGGUUUGCCUUACUAGUGCAAUUCAAGUGCCUUAUUGUGCAAAACUUAAGAGAAAAUCAUAAGUUUUUAACUGUUCAAAAGUAAACUUACAAGGUGACGAAAUUUCGGAACAAGUUAGAGCAACCAAAAGACAGAAGAUGUGUUCAGUACCAGAAGAUGUGAAAUGUAUUGUUGAAACAAAAGAUGGCCCUAUAUGUGGUUAUAUUGAUAAAAACGAUGAAGGAACUUAUUAUAAAUUUAGUAGUAUCCCAUAUGCUAAACCACCCCUUGGUCGCUUGAGAUUUAUGCCUCCGUCUCCCAUCGAACCAUGGCAAGAACUACGAGAUUGUACUACAAAACAACCCCUUCAGCUAUGCUGUGUCUUAAAUCGAAGUAUAGAAGGUUCAGAAGAUUGCCUCUAUAUUGAAAUCUCAACUCCUAGUAUACAGCCUGAAACACCUAUGCCAGUUAUGUUUUGGAUUGGAAGUUUUGGAUUUACAGGCACUAUGGAUCAACUAUUUGAUGCUUCCCUAAUCAAUAAUGAAAACGUCGUAUUUGUAAGGUGCGGCUUCCGAUUAGGGCCAUUUGGCUUCCUUUCUAUCAAUGACUUUACAGCACCAGGUAAUUGUGGGUUAAAGGAUAUAGUCAUGGCUUUAAAAUGGGUGCAAAGAAAUAUAUCUGUAUUUGGAGGUGAUCCAGACAACGUCACCAUUUUUGGAAGUUCUUCAGGAGGAGCAAUGGUCCAUCUCAUGAUGUUAUCCCCAAUGGCUACUGGUCUUUUCCACAGAGCAAUUAUACAAAGCGCAAGUGCACUGAACAAUUGGUCUUUAGCCAAGAACCCCUCCCUAGCUGUCAUAGAACUAGCAAAUGAAUUGAACAUCCAGAAAACGACUAAAGUAGAAAUUAUUGAAGAGCUACGGACUUUACCUGCGUUAGAUAUAAUGCAAGCAUUUCAUAACAUGGCACUAAGAACACAAAAGGCUGCCAAUCAUGAUAUCAUUGACGCAAUCUUCAAACCGUGUAUCGAAGUUGACUUCGAAGGUCAACCUGCAUUUCUUACGAAAAGCCCUCUUCUAAUUCUGAAAUCUGGAAACUUCAACAAAGUGCCUUUAAUCAUUGGUAGUAAUAAUAUUGAAGCUGCAUUAUUGGAAUUCAUUAAAAAAGAUUUUUAUUCUGAUUAUGAGAAAUUUAACGAGAAUACUAGUCUUAUUGUUCCUAGAUCGAUCGCCAGAGAAGACAAAGUAACAAAAAGUAUUGGUCAACAAUUACUUAAGUUCUAUUUGGGUGGUGAAGAACACCUAACGGCAGAGACUAGAACACAGUACUUACAAUUAAUAAGUGAUUACUAUUUCUUAUAUUAUGUCAAUAGAACUGUAAGAAUGCAUAGUCAGUCGGCACCGGAAUCCCCAGUGUACUAUUAUAUUGUCAACUAUGCUGGCGAGUGGUCAGUACCCACAGACAUCAAUUUUUUGAACUCUCCAGGGCAUUGUGCUGAGCUUCCUUUUAUAUUCCGUAUUAAAGUGCCAGAAAUUUGCAAGGGUAGUCGAGAUUCGGUGAUCACACGAAGCAGAGUAAUCAAAUUGUGGACAAAUUUCGCCAAAACAGGCAAUCCAACACCUGAUGAAGAUGACCCACUUUUACAAAUAACUUGGGAUCCCGUUGAAAAUAUGGAUAAAUUAAACUACUUGAGCAUAGGAUCAGAACUUACUAAAGGCAGAAAUCCAUUUUAUGAGAGAAUGAAGUUUUGGGACUCUCUUCAUCAAGAACAUGCGUUUCUUAGAACACUCGUUUAUUUUAAUGAUAUAGGCAUUUCAUGGUAGACAAUACAACUACAAUUUGUAGCUAUAUUUAGACUCAUUCAAACCUCCAUAAUAUAAGAAAAAUUAUAUUAUUUGGCCUUCGGUCUUAUUGUAACUGUAGGUUAUAUUUUUGUAAGUAAUUUUACACUUUACUUAUACAAAUAAAUAUUUUAGUUGUUUUAUUGUUUGACAAAAGUUACUCUUUUUAUACCAAAGCGAAAUUCCCAUAUCUUUUAAUACACAACUUAGCUUCCUCUUGAGUUGGAUAAGAACCACAAAAGAAAGGAACUUAGGAUUGAAAAUUAAAUGACAUGUUUGUUGGUACCAAUGUGUAAUAUAGCAUGAAAUGAUACUUUCACAUAACAAUAUACAAGUUUAAUUAUUUUAGUAACAAAAGCAUCAAGGCCAACAAAUACAAUACAUACUACAAAAUAAAUGAACUAGAU